Molecule: messenger RNA, 2283 nt
Organism: Humulus lupulus (European hop)
Lineage: Eukaryota; Viridiplantae; Streptophyta; Magnoliopsida; Rosales; Cannabaceae
Product: beta-hexosaminidase 3
Exons: 13
Coding region: 198-1871 (557 amino acids)
Biological process (GO): carbohydrate metabolic process; glycosaminoglycan metabolic process
Cellular component (GO): membrane
Molecular function (GO): beta-N-acetylhexosaminidase activity
Source: RefSeq, a predicted model, not a curated record
UUUCCUUUCAUGGUUCACGUGAACACAAAACACAACAGAAAAGAACAAACAGAAGACAAGUGAUCCACCCACUCCUAACUCCCAUUCCUAAUCUUACUUUUCUAUUUUUCUUGUUUAUUAAUAUUCCUUUCCAUCCCCAAACUCACAACACAACCAAUUAUCCUCAUUUUUCUUCUUCUUCUUCUUCUUCUUCUUCCAUGGCCACCACAAUCAGAACCAGAACCAGUAGUAAUGGUCAUAGUCAUGGUAAUGGUGGUGGCCUACUUGUGAAUCUGAGGCUGCUGGGACUGCUACUACUUCUUCUUCUUCAACUUGGUCAGCUGGCUUACUCUCUUGAAACCCAAAACCAAAAUACCCAAAAGCAGCUCAACCUAUGGCCAAUGCCCAAGCAUGUCAACUACUCCACUUCCACUCUCUUCAUUCCCUCUCAUUUCCACCUCAUUACCCAAUACGCCGACGUUUCCUCCAUUCUCAAGGACGCCUUCGCCAGCCUACUCACUCUCAUCAAUCUCCCUCGUGCUACUGCUAACAACUCCAAAUCCAAAUCCCCUCUUCUUCUUCUUCAAGGCUUAAACGUCGUCGUCUCCUCCACCAACGAACAGCUUCAGUAUGGGGUGGAUGAGUCUUACCACCUGUCUAUUCCUCAACCAGACCCCUCCAAACCCCUUUAUGCAUAUCUCCAGGCAAACACCGUCUACGGUGCUUUACACGGACUACAGACCUUCAGCCAACUAUGCCGUUUCAACUCUAAAACCAAGACAGUCGAACUCAAUAGGGCCCCCUGGACCAUUAUCGAUGAGCCCAGAUUCUCUUAUAGAGGUCUCUUGAUUGAUACAUCUCGACACUAUCUGCCUCUGCCGGUGAUAAAGAGUGUCAUUGAUUCCAUGGCCUAUGCAAAGCUGAAUGUCUUGCACUGGCACAUUGUGGACACUCAGUCUUUUCCUUUGGAGAUACCUUCCUAUCCCAAACUGUGGAAUGGUGCUUAUUCUAAUUCAGAAAGAUAUACCAUAGCAGAUGCCACAGAAAUUGUCAGCUAUGCUCAAAGACAAGGGAUUAACGUAUUGGCUGAAAUUGAUGUUCCAGGACAUGCUGGGUCAUGGGGAGUUGGCUACCCAUCUCUGUGGCCAUCUAAGGACUGUCAGGAGCCACUUGAUGUUAGCAAUGAGUUCACCUUCAAACUAAUUGAUGGAAUUCUUUCAGACUUCAAGAAGAUCUUUAAAUUUAAAUUUGUGCACUUGGGAGGUGAUGAAGUUAAUACAAGUUGCUGGAGGACCACACCUCAUAUAAGAAAAUGGUUAAGAAGGAAUGGUAUGAAUGGAUCUGAAGCUUACCAGUACUUUGUGUUGCGAGCACAACGCAUAGCUCUAUCUCAUGGAUUCGAAAUUGUUAACUGGGAAGAGACGUUCAAUAACUUUGGCAAAAAAUUGAGCCGACAGACAGUGGUGCACAACUGGCUCGGAGGUGGUGUUGCUCAGAAGGCAGUUGCAGCUGGGUUGAGGUGCAUUGUGAGCAACCAGGACAAGUGGUACUUGGAUCAUUUGGAUGCUUUAUGGCAAGAUUUCUAUUCAAAUGAACCGCUCACAAAUAUCACAAACCCCAACCAACAAAAAUUAGUUAUUGGUGGCGAGGUCUGUAUGUGGGGAGAGCACAUUGAUGCCUCGGAUAUUCAGCAAACCAUAUGGCCCCGCGCUGCUGCAGCCGCAGAGCGGUUAUGGACGCCUUAUGACAAGCUGGCGAAGGAUCCAAGGGAGGUUACUGGAAGACUGGCGCAUUUUAGAUGUUUGCUGAAUGAAAGAGGAAUUGCAGCUGCCCCAUUAGCUGGACCAGGUAGGGUUGCUCCUGAGGAACCUGGCUCUUGCUACCAGCAAUAAUAAUAAUAAAACCAUCUUUAGAGCAUUCAUUUGAUUUGAAAUGGCCUUUGAUUUAGGAAUCAGACAGCUUUUCUCUUCUUCAUUAUUAUGGAAAAAGGAUGUGACCUCUUCUCAUGUUAGUGCAUUGAAAUCAGUACAUGAAUGACAGGUAUGCACACUCAUGAACAGAUGUGAGGUGCAAAGAAAAUGUAUUAUCACUAUUAUUAUUAUUAUUAUAAAAAAUAAUUAAUAAUUAAUAAUGAGAAUAGGAGAGGAGUGAAUUCGAUUCAAGAUGGAUGGAAAUUUGGCCACUAGCUUGUGUUCUACAUUAACAACCAUGUCAAUAAUUUAGAUGAGUGAGAGUGACGUUUCAUUCAUGUAGAACUAUUUUCACAUUGAAUAUGUUACAACAUAAUUGGCAUUGUUGACAAUA